AUUACCUAUUUCAGUCUGUGGUAUUAUAACAAGCAGAAUCAGCGCAGAUGGGUAGAUUUGGACAAGCCUCUGAAAAAGCAGCUGGACAAAUAUGCCUUGGAACCAACUGUGUAUUUUGGAGUAGUGUUCUAUGUGCCUACUGUUUCUCAGCUUCAGCAGGGGAUUACCAGGUAUCAGUAUUACUUGCAAUUAAAGAAAGAUAUCUUGGAGGGCAACAUUCCUUGCACACUGGAACAAGCAAUACAUCUGGCUGGUUUAGCUGUUCAGGCUGAUUUUGGAGACUAUGAUCAGUAUGAAUCUCAGGAGUUUCUACAAAGAUUUGCUUUGUUUCCAGUGGGCUGGCUGCAAGAAGAAAAAAUCCUGGAAGAAGCGACACAGAAAGUUGCCUUACUACAUCAGAAGUACAGAGGCCUUACUCCUCCUGAUGCGGAAAUGUUAUAUAUGCAAGAAGUAGAGAGAAUGGAGGGCUAUGGUGAAGAGACCUAUCCUGCAAAGGACAGCCAAGGAAGUGACAUAUUCAUUGGAGCGUGUCUUGAUGGUAUCUUUGUGAAACACAAAAAUGGUCGUCCUCCUGUUGUAUUUAGGUGGCAUGAUAUUGCCAACAUGUCCCACAACAAAUCCUUUUUUGCGUUAGAGCUGGCAAACAAAGAAGAGACAAUCCAGUUCCAAACUGAAGAUAUGGAAACAGCAAAAUAUGUGUGGAGGAUGUGUGUGGCUAGGCACAAAUUUUACAGAAUAAAUAAAUGCAGCCUAGACGCCCUGGACUCUCCACCUGAGGAGGGCUCUCAGAAAUCUUCCCUCAUUCUUUCCCUUCCACGCUUUCCAAUCCUUUCUCGUCCUUCGCUUCCCAAAGGACAAACCCAGCCGGUUACCGUGAAUCCUGUUAGAAGGCGGUCUUCAUCCAGGAUGUCUAUGCCCAAGCCUCAGCCUUAUAUGAUGCCUCCACCGCCUCAGCUGCAUUACAAUGGUCAUUAUACUGAACCAUAUGCAUCCUCCCAAGAUAACCUCUUUGUGGGCAAUCAGAAUGGAUACUACUGUCACUCUCAGACCAGCUUGGAUAGAGCCCCUCACGACUACAGUGGCCGGAUCCGCAACGGUAGUGUCUAUAGUGCACAUAGCACAAACUCCUUGAACAAUCCACAGCAUUACUUGCAGCCGUCCCCCAUGUCCUCCAACCCAAGCAUUACUGGAAGCGAUGUCCUCAGAACUGAUUAUGUGCCAUCACACAGACACAGUGCGCUAAUACCACCUUCUUAUCGGCCCACACCGGACUAUGAAACGGUGAUGAGACAGCUCAACAGGGGAAUGGUGCACACAGAUAGGCAGAGCCAUUCAAUGAGAAACCUGAACAUCAGCAAUUCGUAUGCUUACAGCAGGCCCGAUGCCUUAGUUUACAGUCAACCUGAAAUACGAGAACAUGCUCACUUUGCUUCCCCGCAAUCUAACCAUUAUCCAUUUAACCUGAACUACAGUUUUCACAGCCAAUCUCCCUAUCCCUAUCCUGCAGAAAAGCGCCCAGUUGUUGGGGCAGUCAGUGUGCCCGAGCUGACCAAUGUGCAGCUCCAGGCUCAGGACUAUCCAGCACCGAAUAUAAUGAAGACCCAAGUCUAUCGACCACCUCCCCCAUACCCCUACCCAAGACCUGCAAAUAGCACUCCAGACCUCUCACGACAUAUCUACAUUAGCAACAGCAAUCCAGAUCUUAUCACGAGGCGAGUGCACCAUUCUGUCCAGACAUUUCAGGAAGACAGCCUGCCAGUGGCACAUUCUCUUCAGGAAGUCAGUGAGCCUCUAACAUCGGCACGCCACGCUCAGCUGCAGAAGAGGAACAGUAUUGAAAUAGCAGGCUUGGCUCCCAGCUUUGAAGGAAUAAGAAUUAAAGAAAGGACCAUGUCAGCUUCUGCAGCAGAUGUGGCUCUUCCAAGAGUUAUCUCAGAAGGGUCACAGCCCAACAUUCUGAUGGAGAGAACAAAGCAAAAAGAAAGUGAGCAAGAAGAAGGUGUGAAUUGUGAUCAUAAGAAAACCCUUUCAGAUGCCACCAUGCUGAUUCACAGCAGUGAGGAAGAAGAAGAAUUUGAAGAAGAAAACAAGGCUGGUAUGAGUCUUUCUCCUCUCCCUGAAGAUCAAACCCAACUUUCAUCUGUUAUGGGUGGUUAUUCUCAUGAUUCAGUACUGAACUACCCUUACAGCUCUGUUGCUUCAUCUGCUGGCCCUUUGCAUAUUCUGGAGCCUAAAUUACAUAUUACAGAGACAGAAAAGCGAAUGAAAGAUGUCAGCCCCCUGCAUUUACUAGUAGAAAGCCAGGCGCAGAGAAGAGGGGAAGGACUGCUUACUCCAUCGAUGUCGGAAUCUGAUCUUACGACAUCAGGGAGAUACAGAGUAAGGAAAGAUCCGGUCAAGAAGAGACCCGUGUCCGAUCUUCUGUCUGGAAAGAAGAAUAUUGUGGAAGGCCUUCCCCCCCUAGGUGGUAUGAAAAAGAAUAAGAAUGAUGCAAAAAAAAUAGGGCCUCUAAAGCUAGCUGCCCUGAAUGGACUAGCUUUGACUCGAAUGCCUCUGCCAGAUGAGGGGAAGGAAGAAUCAACAAGAGCCACAAAUGAUGAACGGUGUAAAGUUCUGGAGCAACGGUUAGAGCAGGGGAUGGUGUUUACGGAAUAUGAGCGCAUUCAGAAAAAAAGACUUAUAGAUGGUGAGUGCUCAAUAGCUCGGCUUCCUGAAAAUGCUGAAAGGAACCGGUUCCAGGACGUCCUUCCUUAUGAUGAUACCAGAGUAGAGCUAGUCCCAACCAAAGAGAAUAACACGGGUUACAUCAAUGCAUCUCAUAUCAAGAUCUCUGUAGGCGGCAUAGAGUGGGAUUACAUUGCUACACAGGGCCCUUUGCAGAAUACGUGUCAGGAUUUCUGGCAGAUGAUCUGGGAACAAGGGAUUGCCAUCAUAGCUAUGGUGACAGCAGAGGAAGAAAGUGGGCGAGAAAAAAGCUUCAGAUACUGGCCACGUCUUGGUUCAAGACACAACACUGUUACGUAUGGGAGAUUUAAGAUUACCACACGAUUCCGCACCGACUCAGGCUGCUAUGCGACUACGGGUUUGAAGAUUAAACAUCUUCUCACAGGACAGGAGAGAACAGUUUGGCAUCUGCAGUAUACCGACUGGCCAGAGCAUGGCUGUCCAGAGGAUUUAAAGGGAUUUCUCUCGUACUUGGAAGAGAUACAGUCGGUGCGGCGCCAUACGAACAGCACUGCGGAUCCGAAAAACCCUAAUCCUCCCGUACUGGUACACUGCAGUGCAGGUGUAGGACGAACAGGGGUGGUCAUUCUGUCAGAGAUCAUGAUCGCUUGCUUGGAACACAAUGAGAUGAUGGACAUCCCACGAGUGCUGGACAUGUUGAGACAGCAGAGGAUGAUGAUGGUGCAGACUCUUUCACAGUACACUUUCGUCUAUGGAGUGCUCAUUCAGUUUCUCAAAAGUUCUAGACUCAUAUAAUCCCUGCCACGUCCUAAGGGACACUGCAGGAGUUUACAGAUAAAGAACAUGACCGUUGUCCAGGCAGACCUGCUCUCGCUGGUGUCGUCCUCGUACAGUGAAUCACGCAGUUACCUUUUAGGGCUGGUGUG
Eurypyga helias (sunbittern) is the source of this 3611-nucleotide messenger RNA. It is a transcript of the gene PTPN21, whose product is annotated as protein tyrosine phosphatase, non-receptor type 21. The annotation marks the transcript as partial. Gene Ontology annotation, molecular function: protein tyrosine phosphatase activity. Gene Ontology annotation, cellular component: cytoskeleton. Gene Ontology annotation, biological process: protein dephosphorylation. NCBI's taxonomy places the organism in Eukaryota, Metazoa, Chordata, Aves, Eurypygiformes, Eurypygidae. The transcript has 18 exons. The record is from RefSeq and is a predicted model, not a curated record.